CCUCGUGCCAGCUCUACAACAGAUAUUCAUCUCUCUCUCUCUCUCUCGACCAAGUUUCCUGAGUUGAGAUUUCGUUGCUAUAUAUACACUUCCAUUUUGGUACUUUGACACAAAAAUAUUUGUGCGGUACCGCUUGAAACUUCAUCUGGGUGUUUUGUACCAAGAUUUGCAGAGAGACAACAACAACAACUGGUUUGCUUGAUUUUCUUGGUCAAUUUGAGGCAGUUGGUGCUUGGAAUUUGGUUGGAGACAAUAAGGAAAAGUUGAUCCAAUCUUUUUCGACGGCUAUGGAUUAUUCUUCUGCUUUCGUUGAUACUUCUUUGGAUUUGAAUUCUAAGCCUCUCCGAUUAAUGGAGGAUGCUCCGAACAAAGAGGUGGAAAGCAAACUUAUAGACUUCCAAAUGAAGCUUUCAGCUAAAGAAGAGAAUGGUGCUCUGGUAGAAGAAUUGAAGCGGGUUAGUGCCGAAAACAAGAAGCUAACGGAGAUGUUGACGGUGAUGUGUGAGAAUUACAACACUUUGAGAAGCCAGCUAAUGGAGUACAUGAACAAGAGCCAGGCUGAGAAGGAGCUUAGCCCCACAAAGAAGAGAAAGUCCGAGAGCAGCAACAACACCAGUACUAACGUCGUCGGAGUCAACAACGGAAACUCCGAGAGCAGCUCGACGGAUGAUGAGUCCUUUAAGAAACCAAGGGAAGAGCCCAUCAAGACCAAAAUUUGGAAAACUUAUUACAAAACAGAAGCAUCAGAUACAAGCCUGAUUGUUAAGGAUGGAUAUCAGUGGAGGAAAUAUGGCCAAAAGGUCACAAGGGACAAUCCUUCUCCUAGAGCUUACUUCAAAUGCUCGUUUGCCCCAAGCUGCCCUGUGAAAAAGAAGGUCCAGAGAAGUGUUGAAGAUCAAUCAAUUCUAGUGGCAACUUAUGAAGGCGAACACAACCAUCCCCAACCUUCUCAGCUCGAGGCGACAUCGGGUUCAAACCGUUGCAUGACCAUAAACACGGUCCCAUUUUCGACCUCCAUUGUGUCGUCUGCGCCUAAUAUCACUCUCGACUUCACAAAACCAAAGGCUAGCAGUACUAGUGACACCACCAAAAGCGCAAAACCAGCUAGGGUUGAUUCGCAGGAAGUGCGACAGAUAUUGGUGGAGCAGAUGGCGUCUUCCUUGACAAAAGAUCCCAACUUCACUGCAGCUUUGGCAGCGGCCAUUUCAGGAAGAAUUUACCAAUAGAGCAAUCCAACUGAAAAAUGGUGAAAGGACGGCCAACAAUUAGACGAUUCCCACUUUUCAAACAUUUGAUAAGUUUCGAAGUUCAGGAUGUUUUUCUGUAAAUACCGCACCGGAAAAUAGGCAAAGAUUUUGAUGUAUACUUUUGAAUACUGCUCAACUAAUUGAGUGGGGCUAAGAUUGUUUUCCAAAUUGGAAGUGUAAUUUGGGCGACUUGUAUUUUCAGCCAGUUCAAAAGGUAAAAGUUUACCCAUAGUCAUCGGUUAUGCAUGGUUACAAUGCAGAGCAGCGUGACAGUCAUUGUCUUAUAUGGUCAAGAAGCCAAAUUAUAUCAAUCUUGAAAUUAGCUUGAGUGGUUUUUAGUCAAA
Molecule: messenger RNA, 1591 nt
Organism: Morus notabilis
Lineage: Eukaryota; Viridiplantae; Streptophyta; Magnoliopsida; Rosales; Moraceae
Product: probable WRKY transcription factor 40
Exons: 5
Coding region: 288-1226 (312 amino acids)
Biological process (GO): regulation of DNA-templated transcription
Molecular function (GO): DNA-binding transcription factor activity; sequence-specific DNA binding
Source: RefSeq, a predicted model, not a curated record